Molecule: messenger RNA, 1158 nt
Organism: Aspergillus oryzae RIB40
Lineage: Eukaryota; Fungi; Ascomycota; Eurotiomycetes; Eurotiales; Aspergillaceae
Product: fungal specific transcription factor domain-containing protein
Exons: 4
Coding region: 1-1158 (385 amino acids)
Biological process (GO): positive regulation of transcription by RNA polymerase II
Cellular component (GO): nucleus
Molecular function (GO): transcription cis-regulatory region binding; DNA-binding transcription factor activity
Source: RefSeq, a predicted model, not a curated record
AUGGCUUUGGAGACUGGUCCUAUCUCAAACUUGGACCAGACAUCCAGGUAUUACCUUGACUAUUAUAACGAUCAAAUAUGCAAAGUAUUCAUUGUAUAUGAUAGCGAGGAGAAUCCCUUUAGAAGGCUUAUAUCUCUGGCUGUGAACAAUUCUGUGCUACUGAAGUCGGUCCUCGCCCUCGCGGCGCGCCACAGGGCCAAUUCCGGAUAUUCUUUUGAGAAUGCUAUAGUGGGGGCUUCCCCAGACCUCCUACAGAUUCACCAAGAUGCUCUUGUCUUCAAACACCAAGCUAUACAAGGUCUAACGCACGCUUUGAGCGAUCCGACAAUAUCUGAACAGGACACGACAGUAGCGUCAAUCUUCCUUCUUAUCUUCUUAGAUCUUUUAGAGUCCGGAAGCGAUAAAUGGAACUUUCACCUUGAGGGCGCUAAGAGGCUGAUUACCAGUGGUCAAUUGCAUGAGUUGCAGGCUGGAAAGUCCCAGGAUCCAGGACGGACUAUCGAGCAAAUAAGAAAGUUCAUCAUCAAACAAAUUCAUGUGAUUGAGACUCUUGGGGCAACAUUUGUCCGUCCUAAAUUACUUUCAGGCUGCACUUCAUUAGACCAUCCAGAUUCCUUGCUUCAGGAAACAGUCGAACAAUCUUUCAUUGGGUGUCCCGAGUACUUGCUACAUGCCGUCCAAUGUCUUUCAGCCUAUCGGGAUAGCAUGGUCGAGCCCCAGCCACCGACCUCUACCACCAAGUCACAGAAGACCUCGACGCGAUACAUAAGCAACCUUUGCAAACUGGCGCAGUCAUACAAACUAGGAGCUCUAAUCUAUGGUCAGCGCAUCUUGGAUGCUCUGCUCGAUGUGAAUACGCCACAAGAGGAACUCGUCUCUGAACUAAUAGGCCUCAUCGAUGCGUUAAGAGACGACGGCAGGUUAUUAAAAUGCGUCCUUUGGCCGAUAUUCGUUGCUGGUCUCGAAUGCCGGUCGCAGGCCCAGCGAGACUUUCUAAUCACUUCCUUGGAAAAGUUCUGGUUGGAUACGAACUGUUUGAACGUGGUUAAUGCAGCCAAGGCACUGCAGUCUUAUUGGCAAAAGACGGACAAACAGGCGUCUCCAACACAAUGGAUCUUUGACAUCGGAGACCUGGAUCAUGACUGGCUUUUCAUUUAA